Molecule: messenger RNA, 1644 nt
Organism: Nematolebias whitei (Rio pearlfish)
Lineage: Eukaryota; Metazoa; Chordata; Actinopteri; Cyprinodontiformes; Rivulidae
Product: solute carrier family 13 member 5-like
Exons: 11
Coding region: 16-1644 (542 amino acids)
Biological process (GO): citrate transport; monoatomic anion transmembrane transport
Cellular component (GO): membrane
Molecular function (GO): citrate transmembrane transporter activity; succinate transmembrane transporter activity; sodium:dicarboxylate symporter activity
Source: RefSeq, a predicted model, not a curated record
UACGUCAUCGCCCUCAUGGCGGUGUACUGGUGCACCGAAGUUUUACCGCUGGCGGUGACGGCGCUGCUGCCAACCAUCCUGUUCCCGGCGCUCGGCAUCAUGGAGUCCAAAAAUGUGUGCAUGCAGUACCUGAAGGACACCAACAUGCUGUUUGUGGGGGGGCUGAUGGUGGCCGUGGCCGUGGAACACUGGAACCUCCACAAACGGAUCGCGCUCAGAGUUCUGCUGCUGGUCGGAGUCCAGCCCGCCCUACUGAUGCUGGGCUUCAUGGGAGUGACGGCCUUCCUGUCCAUGUGGAUUAGCAACACCGCCACCACCGCCAUGAUGGUCCCCAUCGUCCAGGCUGUGCUGGGCCAGCUCAACGGACCAGCUGAACCGGACUGCAAGACCCAGAGCAGGACUGUGUCUCUGCAGCAGGAGCAGAAAACCAUCAGUGUAGAGAAAAUAACUGCCCCCAACAUCCCAAAAGAAGAGGUCGUGACGGAGGUCGGAGGCGACGAAGCUCAGGCGGAGCAGUGGAGGGACGAGGAAGAGGAGAAGAAGAAGAUGAGUAAAGGCCUCCUGCUCUGUGUUUGCUACGCCGCCAGCAUCGGAGGCAUCGCCACGCUGACAGGAACCGGGCCGAACCUGGUUCUGAUGGGCCAGAUGAGCCAACUCUUCCCUCAGAACGGAGACGUCAUCAACUUCGCCUCGUGGUUUGGGUUUGCCUUCCCCACCAUGGUUCUGAUGCUGACCCUGGCCUGGUUCUGGUUGCAGUUCCUCUACAUUGGCUGCAACCUGAGGAGGACCUGGGGCUGCGGGUCGGCCCGGUCCCAAAAGGAGAACGCGGCGUACGAGAUGAUCAGAAGGGAGUACCAUCAGAUGGGGUCCAUGAGUUAUGGUGAGGGAAGCGUACUGGCGCUCUUUGUCCUCCUGGUGGUGCUGUGGUUCACCAGAGAUCCCCGCUUCAUGGACGGCUGGGCCACCAACGUGUUCAACGCCCAGGCAGAGUUUGUCACAGAUGCCACCGUCUCGCUGUUCGUUGCCAUUCUGUUGUUCAUUCUUCCCUCCGAGCCGCCCAGAUACCUCUGCUUCUGGAGGAGUCCUGACGCAGAGAGCCAAGUGUCCCAAGGCCCCGCCCCUCCCCUGCUCACUUGGCAGGUGACUCAGAAGAAGAUGCCCUGGAACAUCGUCCUCCUCCUGGGGGGAGGAUUCGCUCUGGCCAAAGGCAGCGAGGAGUCCGGUCUUUCCCUGUGGCUCGGCGCUCAGAUGACACCGCUGCACUCCAUCCCUCCGUGGGCCAUCGCCAUCAUCCUCUGCCUCCUCAUCGCCACCUUCACUGAGUGUACGAGCAACGUUGCCACGGCAACGCUCUUUCUGCCCAUCCUCGCCUCCAUGUCUCAGUCCAUACGCUUGAAUCCACUGUAUGUGAUGAUCCCCUGCACCCUCAGCGCCUCCUUCGCCUUCAUGCUUCCUGUGGCCACGCCCCCUAACGCCAUUGUGUUCUCCUCUGGUUUCCUGAAAGUGUCCGACAUGGCUAAAACCGGCGUGGUGAUGAACGUCAUCGGGAUCGGCUGCAUCACUCUGGCCAUCAACAGCUGGGGCCACGCCAUGUUUGCUCUGGACUCCUUCCCCUCGUGGGCCAACGCCACUGCCCAGGUGUAG